Candidozyma haemuli is the source of this 933-nucleotide messenger RNA. RefSeq lists its product as uncharacterized. Gene Ontology annotation, cellular component: endomembrane system. NCBI's taxonomy places the organism in Eukaryota, Fungi, Ascomycota, Pichiomycetes, Serinales, Metschnikowiaceae. The transcript has a single exon. The record is from RefSeq and is a predicted model, not a curated record. Bases 1 to 933 code for a protein of 310 amino acids.
AUGAGAGCGGUUAGCUUAUUUAUUUUCACCUUUUGCGCCUUGUUUGUGGCAGCAAACUGGUCGCCAGAGGAUUAUGAGAUCUUCAGCUUGAACGAUAAGAUCAAGAAGGAUCUCGGUGAGGCUACAGACUUCUACUCAUGGCUUAAACUACCCAAUGGACCCAAGUCUUCGUUGGACGAAAUCAACAAGGCUUAUAGGAAAUUGUCAAGGAAAAUGCAUCCAGAUAAGUUUAGCGGGAAAUCCAAGAAGCUUAAGAAGAAGGCCGAGGAAAGAUUCCAGAGGUUGUCGCUUGUGGGUAAUAUCUUGAGAGACCAUAGCUUGAGGAGAAGAUAUGACUAUUUCUACGAUAAGGGGUUCCCUAAGUGGAAGGGCACGGGCUACUAUUACCUGAGGUUCCGCCCUGGGUUUGUGUUUACGUUGGUGGUUCUUUUCGUUAUUGUUGGUGUAUUCCACUAUGUUGCGCUUACUAUCAGCAGAAGACAAGACUUUAAGAGAAUUGUUAACUUGAAGGACCAGAUCAGAUCUCAGGCUUGGAACAACUCUGGUGUACCUCCAUUGGAUGGUUCUGAUAGAAAGGUGGAAGCUCCAAAUGGCGUCCAGUUCCAUGUUUCUAAUACUGGCGACGUCAGCAUAAUCGAGACCGAGAAGGGUAAUAGGGUCCUUGUUCCAUUGGACGAACACGACAUCAACGUUAGCCCUGGUUUCAAAGAUACUUUGUUUUUUAAGCUUCCAGCAAAGCUUUGGAACGUAUCGAUUGGUAAGCUUUCGGGUCGUUAUAUUGACACUACUGUUGUUCACACCAACUCUAAUGCUGAGAAGGAGAAGCGUCAGGGCCAGUCAGAGGCGAGCAAACCCAAGAAAAAGAAGAAGCCAAAGGGAGAAAAGAUCGAGUUGCCCAACGGUAAGGUGAUUUACAGCAAACCAAAAAAGUAA